Molecule: messenger RNA, 492 nt
Organism: Morchella importuna
Lineage: Eukaryota; Fungi; Ascomycota; Pezizomycetes; Pezizales; Morchellaceae
Exons: 2
Coding region: 1-492 (163 amino acids)
Source: RefSeq, a predicted model, not a curated record
AUGUUCUACCGCUAUCCCUACCUCGGCGCGCACUCACCCCUCACUCCGCCUGCGCGCAGCCAUCUCAACCGCUUCGGUAGCCUCGUACGCUGGCAGGCUAGCCAGGCCAUUAAACGACCUGCGCGCAGCACGGCGCGGGGCGCGGUAGUACUCAUCGGCCGACGAGAUGUCGGUGGCGUCGGCGGCGUCGUAACACUACGGCGUAAACUCUACUGUCACCGCCGUCGUCGACGGCAUUUCCAGGGAGCGGCCAUCGAUGCCUUGCUCCUGCGCUGCGAGUUAGCCGAUAUUGUCGCCGGGCUCGGGCUGCAGCUGCAGGAUGAAGUGCAAGUAGACCUUGUCGAGGGUGGGGUUGAUGCCCCGGGCGGCGACCACAACAUCGUAGACUCUGUAGACGGCGCUGAACGAGUUGUUGCCCCCGUGAAGACGGCCGCGAGGGAGAUGAUUUCGUGCAGGAUCUGGGGGUCUGUAUUGGUGGGGACGGGUUUUUAG